AUGCUUGUCGUCUCUGCAGGGUUCCUGCUAUCGCUCGUCUCUGCAAUAACGAUACCCUUUGGCUCCAACAACACCGGACUUGUAACAAAUUCAACAGGCAACGCUGCAUCAGUCUCUGUCCUGGUCGCUGGAAGCAAUGGGACUUCCGCAAACGCUGCGGUCGCCGGUAUUGGUGGCACACCAGUGAUUGAGAUAACCACAGUGACCGUCCCCUUCGACCCGAGUACCGUUGUUCCUGUCAUUAUCAAAAUUGGCAUUGAGUUUACCACCAUUUUGCAAGCGCCAGCGUACACACAAACUGCAUAUGCUUCCAGCGAAGACCAGCCUGCAUGGGUCAAUCUGCAGACCAUCGCUGUGCUUGCGCCUGUAAUUCCCUCGUUUAUCGAUACCAGCGACCCUGUUCAUUUCGAGCCUUCCAUUCAGACGACCAUUCAGUAUGCCACAACUCCGGAGGGCGUCGCUGUGCAACGCGAUUUCUCCAACAUUGAUCUUGAUUUCCAUCACCCGGCAGUGGUGAUUGACCAUACAGAUUACAUUGUGGCUUCAUAUGCAGGCCCGAAUGUGAUGGAAUUGCAAUUCACCAAUGCGCAAGCCGUCCAAUACGCUGCAACACAAUGGCUUCCCGCUGGGCAAGCCGCAGUGGUGCUUGUUGCAUUCCUGCCCGGCUCGCCAGACUACAACCUUGGAGGCAAUACCUACUUUACUGCCGUUAGCAUUGUUUGCAAUAUCCAGCAGCUCAAAUGUACGGUACAGGGUAUCGAUGGCGGGGCUGAAUCCGCGGUGAAGCACUUUGAUGCUGAAUUUGGCAAGGACGUGGUACCCCUUUACUCAGACACCAAGACGGGUUCAAAGGGCCUGGGUACAUCGAGACCUGUUGUUUCAACAAACGGUCUUCCCUCGUGUGCUUUCGGGGACGACUUUGAUGAUUGUCUUGAUCGUCAACUGGGUUACAUUGACUUCAAGAGCGAUCUGGCAGCUGGUGUCAAUGAGAUUGCACCCGGUGCGACCCUUGAUGACACGAGCUUCCUCCUCGACAAGCGCGACUUUGCAAAAAGACAGAUGAUCUCCGACUAUAAAGAGUCCCGUCUGAACAAGAGGUGUUGCUCAUGGUUCAAGAAGGCCUUCCGCAGCAUCAAGAACGCUGUGCAGAGAUACGUGGUUGAGCCAGUCAAAAAGGUGGUGCAGGUGGUGAAGAACACGAUUCAGGAACUCACAUCAAUUGACAGAACCCUGGAGACCAAAAAGUCAUUGCAGUUUCCUCCCACCGAUUACACCUACGACACGUCGCCUUUCAUUGGCAAGGCCAUCUCCAUUACGCAAGGAGAUGACUUGAGCGCCUGGUGUGUCGACUGUGGCACUUCGGGUUCAGUUACCAUUGCUGGCCGCCUUGCUGCCAACCUCAUUCAAGGCUUCACACAAGCAUAUAUCGGCAUAAGUGGCAGCAUUGCCGCCGAGGUUAACAUCGGUAUUGAUGCAAAGAAGGCAUUCAAGAGGACGUACAAGAAGAAGCUUGCUGAGGUUGGUGUUCCUGGACUCAGUGUGCAGCCCUUUUACCGCGUUGGUCCAGCUUUGAUCUUUGAGGUCGAAGCCGACUUUGGCCUUGAGUUGCAAAGUCAAUUCUUGGCCGGUGCUCGCGUCGAAAUCAACAACUUUGAAGCUCGUGUUGAUGCUCUUCGGUCGAGCAACAGUUUCCAGCGCAACUUUUCGCCAGUCUUCACCAAGCGCUUCGAGGCCAAGGGUCAAGUAAAGGGAUCUGUCGAUAUUGGCCUACCUGUCAGUAUUGCAUUCGGUAUUGAUGUCCUCAGCGGCAAAUUCAAGCGCGACAUUGCUCUAGUUGAGAAGCCAGGUGUACAUCUGGAUGCUGCCAUUGCCUUGUAUGCUUCUGCCACUGAAGCGCCAAGACUUGUUACCAUCAAUGGCUGUAAAGGUGUCGACACGAACGUCAAUCUCUUCAACAAGGUCUAUGCGGUCGUUGGCACCAGCAGCUAUCCUAUCUUUGAUUUUGCGGUCCCCGUUGCCAAAUCUUGUUUCCAGAUUGCGGGCGUCGAGGAUGCUCCGUCAAGUGCAACCGUGCAGCAAGAAGCGCCAGACACACCGUUCGCGGCUGAUACUGGGCCUCAACCUCAGGCAACGACUGAUGCCGCUCCUCAACCUCAGACAUCGACUGAUACUUCGCCUCAGCCUCAGCCUCAGACAACGACUAAUCCUUCGCCUGAACCCCAGACAACGACUAAUCCUUCGCCUGAGCCCCAGACAACGACCGAGCCUGCGACCCAGUCUUCGUCUCAAGUAUCUGCUGAGGCCUCACCUGAGCCACAACUUCCAGUAGCAAAGAGGCAACAGCAAAGUGCAAGCGGUGCGGCACCGGCCCCGUCAUCUUCGGCUGGAGGUGGCGGCACGGUGACUGUCGGCCGACUGGAAGAUCUCACUACAUUCAAUGCGAGUGACUCUCUUGAUGGCUACACUCUGCCCACCGAUCUUCUCAGCAAAAGUACGUUCAACUCUUCGGCCGCAGCUGGUCUCAACCUCACUGCUGAUGAGACACUUGUUCGCAUUGUCAACAAAGACAACCAGCUUCUCUGGCUCAGCGAUCCGGAUGGUAACUUCUACCUAGAGGAGGUGGCCAACGCUGGUCAAAAUGCCGGGCUUAUUGACUUCUUCUUGGAUGACGAAGAACUCAUCAUUGCCAAUCCGCGAGAGCAAUACAUGUUCUUCUACGACGAUGAGAUGAACAAGCUCGGUGUUUCGCGACUCAGGACAAACAUCGAUUCCCUGACUCCCAAAACGGCAACUCUUCUCAGCUUCCAGUCCAUCGACUAUGGCGAUGGUGUGUCGGCUAUCGGUGCACUCGACAACCAGCAAAACAUCUUCUAUGUCAUUACCUGCGACAUCCCGUCUCGAGGGACGAUGCUCUUUGUGGCAAAAGACCCAACGUCUGGUGCAACCACACUCAUGAGUGAUGCCGUGCAAAGCAGCAUCACGGGAGGCAAAGUCACCGAAUGCUACUAUCUCGACUAUUCGCUUGUCAAGACUACGGGCGUCUGA
Molecule: messenger RNA, 3045 nt
Organism: Protomyces lactucae-debilis
Lineage: Eukaryota; Fungi; Ascomycota; Taphrinomycetes; Taphrinales; Protomycetaceae
Exons: 2
Coding region: 1-3045 (1014 amino acids)
Source: RefSeq, a predicted model, not a curated record